ACGAUGUCCGCUGAAUCGUUUAGCAAAUUCAGCACGAAUCCCUGGGCUAUCAUUCAACUUUUCAACUAGCAAGCAAUCUUUAUCAGACCAACAAGACUCAAAGUUACAUCCUAUUUUCGCACCCUCGAAGGAAGUCACUAAACCAUCCUUUGGCUCAGAUCCAUACCCCAUUCCACUUCAAAGUCCUCUCCACCAUACUCGUAUCCCAGAAAAAUACGAAAUGAGUUCCAACCAAAACCAAUUCGAAGAAUCGGUCAAGCUGGAUGAAUCGAUCGAAUCUCUUCGUGCUAGGCUUGUGUACCAGAGCCGUAAACGUGGGAUUGUAGAGAUGGAGCUCUUGUUGAGCACUUUUAUCGAUGGUGGGAAACUAGAAGAGUGGAAUAUAGAACAAUUGCAAACUUAUGAUAGAUUUUUGAAAUUACCAGACUGGGAUAUCUAUUACUACGUCAUCAAGAAGCUCGAUCCUCCGGCUGAAAGUGAAUGGAAAGACUCACAACUAGUCAACCAGCUUAGAAUCCACACUGCAAACCGAGCCAAGCAGAUCAGAAUGAUGCCAAGCCUCUCCACUACCAAGCAUUCUAGAUAGUGGACGAGGCUACUGUUUUUCGUCUCUCUGCUCGAAUCACUUGUUUAUCUGUAGAUACUGUACAUCAUAAAGGCCAUCUCAAUUUGUAGCUUUCGUAGCGGGUAUCCAAGAGCAAUCCAGACAAAGCUGCUGCUCC
Molecule: messenger RNA, 722 nt
Organism: Melampsora larici-populina 98AG31
Lineage: Eukaryota; Fungi; Basidiomycota; Pucciniomycetes; Pucciniales; Melampsoraceae
Exons: 2
Coding region: 221-586 (121 amino acids)
Biological process (GO): protein-FAD linkage; mitochondrial electron transport, succinate to ubiquinone; tricarboxylic acid cycle
Cellular component (GO): mitochondrion
Source: RefSeq, a predicted model, not a curated record